Messenger RNA from Halichondria panicea, 1872 nucleotides. RefSeq names its product dolichol kinase-like. The record is from RefSeq and is a predicted model, not a curated record. The transcript has 13 exons. Gene Ontology annotation, biological process: dolichyl monophosphate biosynthetic process. Gene Ontology annotation, cellular component: endoplasmic reticulum membrane. Bases 171 to 1844 code for a protein of 557 amino acids. NCBI's taxonomy places the organism in Eukaryota, Metazoa, Porifera, Demospongiae, Suberitida, Halichondriidae. Gene Ontology annotation, molecular function: dolichol kinase activity.
AGGGGGCGUGGUCUUACUAGAUUGAAGUUGAUCGACCGGUCGGUCUUUAAUAUUCCUAGUCGAGUCCUCUAUACUAUACUGGCUUUCUUUACUAGAGGAACGCAGAGGAACAAGUUGAGAAGUCUAUCAGUACAGUAUUGGAUAUCGUGUGCCUGUUGCCUGUCAGUGUCAUGAGAGGUCCAGAGAAGAAGGAGAGUAGUUUACUCAAGCGGUUCAUGGACGAAUACCACGGAUAUCGCACAGUGGAGACUCGAGUGAUGCUCAUGCUAUCCUUUGCUGUGUUUGUGCAGCUCAUGUUCAACAAUGAUUCAGAGGAGACCAGUGUCACCUAUAGUGCUCUCAUCUUUGCCUUGUUGUGUGUCCUGGUUAUAGUACUCAAUGCUUGGAUGGACUACUUCCCAUCACGAUUAUCUGCUGUGCAAUUAAGGGUAGCUACUGGGCAAGGUCUCUCUCUGGGUUGUCUGCUACUCCCCACACUAGCCACUGCUGGUCUACACAGAGCACUGCUGACACAACCACCUCUAGCUAGUCUUCUGUUCCUAUAUAUGACUCUGCUUACUCUGAUGAGUGUAGCUACAGUCAUGGCCUCCCUCAUCUCUCUAACACCUUAUCCUAACUCUGUUGUGCUCUACUCGUUGGCUCUGACUGGACUCAGCUAUUCCACUCAAGCAUGGAUUGGCACUCCGAUGGUCAUCUCCCUACCAGCUCUCACCAUCUACUCUCUCCUCCUACCUUCUGCUCUCACACUCUUCCCAAAGAGCUUCACUCUAGCAGAAGCUGUUAUUCUCACUCAAGCAAUUGCCCUUAUGUUGACUGAUGUUCUAUUGCAACUCUUGCGCACGGGCAAGGUGUUGCAACUACCAGUGCUGUAUCAGCGCUCUAUUCCUCUCCUCUAUGUCGAGUUCCUGCUGACUGGAGUAUGCCUCUGCUGCCUACUACUCAGCCCACUUCUCUACAAGGUCCAUCAUUCAUCUACACACACGCCCACUUACAAGCUAGGGUCCAUUGGAUUCAUUCUACUCUCUCUAACUAUUGGAUUCAUCACAGUGUUGCCAUGGUUACACGGUAUCAUAGGCCACCAGCCUAUAGCCUUUGUGUUCCAGUAUCUCAGCUCAUCUUCUACAAGGUUAAUGCUCACUGGUUAUUGGAUAUUGGUAUCCAUGGCAACUGGGGCUGUAGUGUGGGCCCAAUCAUCAACAAAGGCAGUCUGGUUAAAGUCAUCAGAUCCCUCAGGAUUGUGGUUGAGAAAGUACUUCCACUUGAGUGCAGUGUGUGUGUUUGUGCCCGGUCUAUUGUUAGAUGUCGACUUCCUCUCCUUUGCUGCCUCCAUGACCACCUUUCUUUUUGUAGUGAUUGAGUUGGUGCGUGUUGUGCGAAUGUGGCCUUGUGGAGAAUUAGUGCAAGAGUACCUCACUCCAUUGUGUGCUGACAGAGAGGGAGGACCACUCAUACUAUCACACCUCUACCUCCUGUUAGGCCACUGUGUCCCCUUAUGGAUAGCACCUCAUACUGGAGUGGGGAAGCUGUGUCUGUAUUCUGGAGUAUUGUCAGUGGGACUGGGAGAUGCUAUGGCUGCUGCUGCUGGAUCACUGUUUGGCAGACUAAAGUGGCCAGGCACCGCCAAGACAGUUGAAGGCACUCUAAUGUCAGUGCUGACUCAGCUACUUGCCCUCGUCUUCCUUGUUCUAAUAGAUCCUGACGUGCCGGUCCUAACACAAGGUCAAUGGCUCAUUACUAGCGGAGGGAUUCUACUCAGUGCAAUGUUAGAGGCCUACACUUGGCAAAUUGACAACUUAAUUGUAUCUUUAUCCCUAUGCUCUGUUUAUAUGGCAUUUUUGUUGUAAUGCAAAUCAUUAUGAUGUUGCUGGUGGG